Messenger RNA from Vespula vulgaris, 6366 nucleotides. It is a transcript of the gene Rab3, whose product is annotated as ras-related protein Rab-3. The record is from RefSeq and is a predicted model, not a curated record. NCBI's taxonomy places the organism in Eukaryota, Metazoa, Arthropoda, Insecta, Hymenoptera, Vespidae. Gene Ontology annotation, molecular function: GTP binding; GTPase activity. Gene Ontology annotation, biological process: protein secretion; protein localization to plasma membrane; regulation of exocytosis. Gene Ontology annotation, cellular component: endosome; synaptic vesicle; plasma membrane. The transcript has 4 exons. Bases 490 to 1158 code for a protein of 222 amino acids.
GCUAUAGUAGGCUAUAGUGGCGCGAGGCUCUUUCCCGAGGCCAGUCCUAGUCCAGUCUCUCUUUAUAAUUGUCGCGAAAGAAAGGGCCACACGCACACAUAUUGAUAGAGAGAGAGAGAGAGAGAGAGUGAGAGAGAGAGCGAGAGAGGAAGAGAGAGAGAGAGGGUGAGAGAGAGAAAGAAAAAAAGAAAGAAAGAGACAGCUGACAUUACUGAUCGAGAGAAGAAGAAAGAUAGAAAGCAAGUAAGAAAGCAAGAGAAAGCAAGAAAGAAAAAGAGAGAGAGAGAGAGAGAGAGUGCGGGCAAAAAAAAAGAGAGAUACAUUGGUCCUCCCUCUUAUCGCGAUAGAUCGAGUCUCGAUCUCCAUCGAGAUUCGUUGUCUUUCUCUUAGUAGAGUGGUUAAACAAAGUGCAAACGGUAGCCUGUGUUGGAUCCUUGACGUCAGAGCAGCAGCCCCGUGCCGUUCAAGGAUACAUCGUCUUCGUAGAAGAUGGCGAGCCAAGAUCCAAAGUGGCAGAAGGAUGCCGCGGAUCAGAACUUCGAUUACAUGUUCAAACUUCUUAUAAUCGGCAACUCGUCGGUCGGUAAAACGUCUUUCCUCUUCCGUUAUGCGGACGAUUCCUUCACCUCGGCCUUCGUGUCGACCGUCGGAAUCGACUUUAAAGUGAAAACGGUCUUCAGAAACGAUAAAAGGGUCAAGCUUCAAAUCUGGGACACGGCCGGUCAAGAAAGAUACAGGACGAUCACAACGGCCUAUUAUAGAGGCGCAAUGGGCUUCAUCCUGAUGUAUGACAUUACGAACGAGGAGUCCUUCAAUUCGGUGCAAGACUGGGUGACGCAGAUAAAGACCUAUUCGUGGGAUAAUGCCCAAGUAAUCCUCGUGGGCAACAAGUGCGACAUGGAGGACGAGAGGGUGAUCAGCUUUGAAAGGGGUAAACAAUUGGCGGACCAAUUAGGUGUGCAAUUUUUUGAGACAUCCGCUAAGGAGAACAUUCAAGUGAAGGCGGUGUUCGAACAGCUGGUAGACAUAAUAUGUGACAAGAUGAGCGAAUCGUUGGAUAAUGAUCCGACAUUGAUGGCAGGUGGUGCGGGCCAGGCUAAGGGUCAACGACUCACCGAUCAGCCGACCAAUCCAGCGAAUACUAAUUGCAAUUGCUAAGAAGAAGUAGAAAGCAAAUGAUGACAGAGCGAGGGAGAGAAAGAAAGAGAGAGAGAGAGAGAGAGAGAGAGAGAGAGAGAGAGAAAGAGAGAGAGAGAGAGAGAGAGAGAGAGAGAGAGAGAGUGAGAGAAGAAAAAAAGGCGAAGAGAGGAAGAGAGAAAGAGAAUGUGUGUAUGAGUGUGUGGAUGCAUGUGUAUGAGAGAAAGAGAGGAAGAGAGAGAACGAGAGAGAGAGAGAAAGAGAGAGAAAGAGAGAGGGAGAAAGAGAGAAAAAGAGAGAGAGAGAGAAAGAGAGAAAGAGAGGAAAAAAUCGUGCUAUUUGCGCGUUACGCUGGCUCUAGCUAGUCUUACCUUCUUCGUCGUUCCUUUGUCCGUUAUUAUAUUAAAUAUUAUUAAAAUUAAUAUUAUUAUUAUUAUUAUUAUUAUUAUUAUUAUUAUUAUUAUUAUUAUUAUUAUUAUUAUUAUUAUUAUUAAAUGAUCUCUCGUUCGGUUCGUCGACAUUUUUCAUUCUUUUUCCCUUCUCUAUCUUUCUCGAAGCGAAGAAAUGGAAAAGAAAAAGAAAAAAAAAAAAGGACAGAAUAUAUAUAUAUAUAUACAUAUAUAUAUAUAUAGCAUAUAUGUAUGAGUAUAUAUGCAUACGUACGUGCGGGUGAAAGCGUAUAUGUGUAUAUAUUUGUAUGUAUUUAUGUAUAGAUGUACGACGGUCGUGAGCCGAUCAUGCUGACGGUGCCGACCCCCUCCCUCCCCUCCCGCCGUCAUCACCACCGCCGCCGUUGCCACCGCCGCCAUCGCCGCCGCCCCACUUUUGGAGCUUUUGUAUGUUUCUCUCCGAAAUUAUCGGAGUUUCGACGUCGUCGUCCUUUUUUUCGACUCUUCGAUGAUGAAAACAAAUUUCAUGUGUUACAAGUUAAAAAAGUAAAAAAGGAGACUAGAGAGUAAGAGGAGGGGAGAGAGAGAGAGAGAGAGAGAGAGUAUAUGAUAUUCAGCGCACGACGAUGAUAUAAUGAGGACUUGAAAUUCGAUCGAACUUAACCGUAAAAUUAACCGCGUCAGCUACUCACUUGUGUUGGAAUUUGGGACGAGCGAUUUAGAGCAAAUUCCGUAGUACGUUCUAUCCCCAUGUCUCCUCCACCUCAAUCGAUGAAUUCCGAACAAUUUGUGGGAGAUCUGUUUCCGAUCUAUCUUUCCCUCUACCUCCCUCUCUGACUCUCUCUCUCUCUCUCUGUCUUUCUGUCUCUCUGUUUUUCUAGUUUACUCUCUCUCUUUCUUUUUUCGACUUUGACAAAAUCGGAUUCGGAUGCUUCUAAUAUUAACGAAUAUUUGAGAAAGAGAGAAUGAGGGGAGAGAGAGAGAUUGAAAGAGAGAGAGAGAGAGAGAGAGAGAGAGAGAGAGAGAGAAGGAGAGAGAAGAUAAACGAAAAUGAAAUUACUUUUGUCGUUUGUUAAUAAAACAUCGUCAAAUUUCAAACGUGUGAAACGAGAGAGAGAAAGAGAGUUUAGAGUUUUCUCUUUAAAAAGCGUUCAAAUGAGGUCUCUCGUGAUACAUGUAUGUAUACGUAUGUAUGUAUAUACAUAACUACUUAUAAAAUAUAAACACACACACACACACACAUAUUUAUAUGCGUGUAUACAAUCGAAAUGGAUGGAUAUUUAUGCGUUAAACGUUAACCAAAGAUUUGUUGUUAAUUAAUUAAAUCGUAUAUUAUCGCCGAUAAUAGAAAUUUCGAAUCGAAAGUACGACGACGUCGAUUAAAAAAAAAAAAAAAAAAAGAAAAAAAAAAACACGCGUACGCGCACGAUCUACAAUCCUAUCGCGCCCUUUUUAAAGCUCGAGUAUCUCGCAAAAGGCUUGGUACACGUGGCACACGAGAAUAUUUCGUAAGAUUAUAUGUGUAGGUAUAUAUAUCGAUGACGGCUGAAGUAAGUACGUCGAGCUGAACGAAUUUCUUUUUUUCUUUCUUUUAUCCCUUUUUGUUUCGUUUUUUGAGUAUCGGGAGGGUGGCGUUGAUACUACACAUAUAUGUACAUGUUGAACGGUUGAAUAUGUAUAUGCAUAUAUGUAUAUUUAUAUAAUAUAUGCAUAUCGUAUAUGUAUAUAAUAUAUAGAUAUACAUGUAUAAAAAUCAAUGUUUAAAAAUCACUCCGAAAUAAAACAGUGUAAUAUUAAGGAGUUCCACUGAAACCAUCGACGUAAUGAUAAUAAUAAUAAUGAUAAAUAAUAAUAAUAAUAUAAAUAUAAAUAAUAAUAAUGAUAAUGAUAACAAUAAUGAUAAUAAUAUUAUUAAUUAAAAAAAGGAAAAGAAUAAUAAUAAUAAUAAUAAUAAUAAUAAUAACAACAACUGAAUGAAUGUCAUAAGAGAAGAAAUAUUGUCUCUUCUCCCUCUUCUUCGUCUUCUUCGUUUCCUUCUCUUUCUUCUUUACUCGCGAGAGUCAAUAAAAGAAAACUCUCCUGCGAAAUUUACACCUACUCGCGUGACCGUCCACACGUAACUGUCGGAUCGAUUUCGAAAAGAACGUCAAAACUACUUUUCCCCCUUCAUGACGAGGUGUUUCUCCUUGAUCGAUUUACCCACUUACAUACAUACACACACACAUAUAUAUAUAUAAACAAAACUAUUGACGCUUUUUCCGUACUUCUCCAUUUUCAUAUUAUAUAUAUGUGUAUUCGUCUAUCUUAUAUUUCUAAUUUUUUUGACUGUCUUGUUCUUUCGUUUUUUUUUUCUUAAAAACGAGAAAGAAAGGGGUGAAAGGAAUUAAAAUUAUAAAAAAAAAACAAAAAGAAAGAGAGAGAGAGAGAGAGAGAGAGAGGGAGAGAGAAAGAGGAAGGAAAAAAAACAAAGCCAAAAGAAAAUAAGUGCAUCGAUGUCGGCGUCAAUUAACGGAGUAAGAGGAUAGCAGAAAAAAAAGACAAACGAACAAACAAAUAAAUAAGAAAAUUAUUAUAUAAAAGGGAAACAAAAACGCGUAUAAUAUACAUAUUUAUGCAACUUGAUUAUACGUGAACUUAAAAAUUAGAUGAUGAUUGAUUGACAGAUAAACGUCUUAAAAAGUUACUUUGGCCGUCGUGCGACGAUAAAGAAGAAAAGAAAUGAAAAUGAAAAGAAAAAGAGAGCGAGAGAGAGAGAGAGAUUGAGAGAGAUCAUAUUAGGCAAGCUGCCUUCUGUAAAUAUGUGCGAGAGAUAUUAAACAAAAAGUACACAAUAUUAACAUACGUACAUAUAUAUAUAUAUAUACACACACACAUAUAUAUAUUAUUGAAUCUGUAAUGAACUGUAAUGUAUGCGUUAAAUUUAUUCAUGUGAAACUCAAUGAAGAAGAAAAGAAAAAGAAAAUGGAAAAAAAGAAAAAGAAAUCGCUCGUAGCUGUACCGUCGGCGAUCUAUGCGCAAAAGAUCGAGGUUUACUACUGAUCAAUGUUUGAACUUCGAACAUUUUAAAAGAGAAAAAAUAUUUCGUUUGUUACACUUUAAGAAAUUGUUGUCGGGCGGCGCGAGCACUUGUAUGUAUGUAUUGUAUCGUAUGUAAACUACAUUAAAUAUAUAUAUAUACACACACACACACAUAUAUAUAAAUAUAUAUUAUAUAUAUAUAUGUGUGUGUGUGUGUGUGUAUUAUAAUAUGCCUAAUAUAUUAAUAAUGAUGGUUGAAACCAUUUGGGAGAAGAUAAAAAAAUAAAGAAUCUAAGAUUAAUCUAAACGUGGAGAGAUGAAUGAAGAGAGAGAGAAAGAGAGAGAGAGAAAGAGAGAGAGAGAGAAAGAUAUAUAUAUAUACACACAGAUACACUUACAACAUGUACGUGGAACUUACUUCGCAGAUGUUCCGUUGAUCGUUUAUACAAAUCGAAUAACGCACUCGUGCUAUUAAUAAGUUGUAGAAUUGUUUAACCGAGUCGAACUUCUAUGGUAAAUGUUUUUGCGGAUUUAUGCGUAUCAUUGUGUUAAGCUGUAUGUAUAACGUGUGUACGCAUGCUCUGAUCAUCAUAGAUCAAAAGCGUAAAGAGGGGUGGGAGAAGGGUGAACGAAGAGAACGAGGAAGAGUUUUACUUAUGAUUUAGACUUUGGAUUUAGAAAUGUGUGAAUGUCGAGAAUUUAAACAAAAAAAAAAAAGGAAAAGAAAAAAAAAUAAAAGAUCCGGGGAGAAUAAUUAUGAGUGCGUGUACGUGUGCGUAAGAUUCUGUGUGCGAGCGUGUGUGUGUGUGCGUGCAGGUUUGAGAGAGAAAAUGGAAUAAAAGGAUUCUCGACGAAGAAAAAAAUAAAAAUGAUGGAGAAAAACGAUGUUAUAGAAGAGUGUGGCGAGAGUACGGCGCAGUAUAUAUAUACACACACAUACAUACAUAUAUAUAUAUAUAUAUAAUAUACAUAUAGGUAUAAACGAUCGUACGUAAUGUGCGGUAUGAGAGAGAGAGAGAGAGAGAGAGAGAAAGAGAGAGAGAGAGAGAGAGAGAGAGAGACGAAAAUGAACAAAACAAAAGAACAAGAAGAUACAAACAUACUAACAAAGCAGCAGAGUAAAAAGCUACAUAUAAUUUGCAAUACGUGUACAAAUAAUUGAGAAAAAAAAAGAAGGAAAAAAAAAGAACCCAAGUACGAAGGACCAAUUCGCAUUACUCGAGGGGGGUGUUCUGCUUCUGUGUUCUCUCACACAUGCACGCACGCACUCACUCUCACAUACACACACACAUACACAGGCACAUAAAUGAACAAACACUUCUAAUCCUUCUUGGCUGACACGUUAAUACUACUGUUGCUAAUUGUCAAUGAUACCGAGAUACAGACGUAUACAUGCAUACACCACGUAGGACCAUUUAAAACAAGUUCCCCCCUUUUGUCGAGCACCACGUGCAAACAAUACUACUUUUUACACUACUACUGCCCGGUUCUUCGCUUAUUAGGACGAAACUUUCUAUUGUCAUCCUUCUCUUUCUACAUAUAAUUAAGCGUACUUCGUGCCGCUACUGGUCUUCCAAGAUUAGAGAACGUUCCUUUUAAGAGAAAAAAAGAAAAAAAAAAAGAAAGAAAGAAAUGAAGGAAGUAAGGAAGGAAGAAAGGAAGGAAGAAAGAAAGAAUGAAAAAAGAAAUAAGAAAACACGGGAAUAGGAAUAAAACGAUCGUCAUGAUAUUAUUGUGCUGGCACGUUAUUUGGAGUGAGUGAGAGAAGGGGUUGAAAGUUCGUAAGGAUAUUUGAAAAUAAAAAUUCCACGUAUCCGUCGUA